This is a messenger RNA of Alternaria metachromatica, 642 nucleotides long. RefSeq lists its product as uncharacterized. The transcript has a single exon. Lineage: Eukaryota; Fungi; Ascomycota; Dothideomycetes; Pleosporales; Pleosporaceae. Bases 1 to 642 code for a protein of 213 amino acids. The record is from RefSeq and is a predicted model, not a curated record.
AUGUCACUUCCCAUCCAACCAAUUCCUUUCCGUGAGGAGAUCAAAACUCUGAUUGAGCGCAUCGCAGCUCUACAGAAGGAACUCAAGGAGAAGACAGAUAGACUCCACUUUCUCUAUGGCUUCGAACUGAGGUCUUCCGCUGCGCCAGUAGGCAAUAACAACGGCGAUGAAGGAGCCGAGGAUGACAAAGAUGAUGAAGAGAGUGAGGAUGAGCAAGAAGUCGAAGCAAAGAAGACAGGCAUCAAGAAAACAGCUGCCAAGACAAAGGUCAACAAAUCAGCCAUUAAGACAAGCGUUAAGAAGGACGGAAGCAAGAAGGAGCCAAGAUUAUGCAAAAAGUGUGAGGAGAACUACUUGGAAGACAACGCCCGUUCCAAUUGGGUAAACUGUAAGGAGUGUAGACAUAAGAACACAGAGGAUUGGAAUGAGGGACGGAUAAACAGGGAGCGAAAGCAGAAGGAGCAGAACGCAAAGCGAAAAAAGCAACAGGGAGAUGAAGUGGAUGGAGAUGAAGUGGAAGUGGAAGGAGAUGAGGUAGGCGACGAACGAGAAGAGGCCGAGGAAGGAGGUGAAGAGGAUCUAGAAGAUGACUCAGAAGAGGAAGAACAGGAAGCAAAGAAGAACCAGGGCAAGCAACUGUAA